GCAUAUGGAAAGAAAACGAAACUCAGACUCUUUCUGCUUCAAACAAAACAGAGCGCCUCUGUUCUUGCUGUAAUUCACAACACCCUCAGAAUUCCUCAAAACUCUCUCUUUACUCGUCAAAAGGUUCACUUGCCUUUUUCCCUUCCUCAAUUCUUUCUCUCCGGAAAACGCUGCAAUUCUCGCGUUUAGAGACUCCUUUUUUCUUUUUUUUUUUUUUCUCGAGCAGCUGCAGCUUUUAGAGCUGCCAGACAGAGACACAUUACUUUCUUACUGUGGCGUUACAAUCUAAACUUUGAAUAAAUAAAAAUCUGGGUUUAUUGUUCUUUUAAAUCCUGCCUUUAUACUUCAUAUUUUACGUACUUCUGUUUGUUUCCCAAGAAAAUGAGUAGAAUAGAAUUUUCUAGUUGUUUUAUGUUGUUUCUCUUGCCUUAUGUUUUCCAGCUAUCAAAUGGAUCAAAUUUAAGUCCUAAAAUAAGUGGAAAUCUGUAUGCUUUCAGUAUUUAGUUAUCUGAUUUUUUCAUUUAUUAAUUGUCAUCGUACUAUUGGUUGUUAUUUCCAUAUAUAUAUACAAUUUUUAGACCAUUUUAGCCGGAAAGUGGCAACAAUAUUUAUUGUUUCUAUAUCUGUAUGAUUUGACUAUCGUUUAUUUCCUUCUGGCAGAAUUCUACAAUUUCAUUCGUUUGUUUAGCUAUUUAAACCUUAUUUGAAUUGGGUUGGUGGAUUUAUAUUAUUUGGUUGUGUUUGUGAUUUGUUUCCAUAGAACUUUUGUUUAGAAAGAGUAGGAGGAGGAGGAGAAGAUGAUGAAGAACUCGGUUUCAGAUCAGAGUUUUUACAUUGAAAGUGAAGAAGAAGAAGAACAUGUAGAACAAGACGAGGAGAAGGAGUUUAAAGAUGAAGAAGAUGAUGGCAAUGAUUCUGAUUCUUCUGGUGAGAUCCAUCAACAAAACAACCCUGGUUCUUACAACACUACUUCUUGGCCUCAAAGUUACAGGCAGUCUAUAGAUCUGUAUAGUAGUGUACCAUCUCCAAGUCUCACGUUUUUGGGCACUCCUACAAUGUCAAGAAUAAGCAGUUCCUUUCUUUCAUCUUCCCUAACAAGGAGAUAUACUCCUGAAUCGUUAUCUGCUGCGACAAAGCCUCUUCUACCAACAGUAGCAGAUGAGAAAUUGCCUCCACAAAGGCGUAGUUCUCAUUCUCUGCUUCCUCCUAUUCCCUCAAGGAGGGCUUCUGUGAUCAAGGAUUCGAAACCAUCCCAUGUCUCCCAUGAAGUUCCACUUGCUCGCCAUAGCUCAUAUGCUCAAGCUGUGGUAAAUGGCAUGAAUGUUCUGUGUGGAGUCGGAAUUCUUUCUACUCCAUAUGCUACAAAGGAAGGAGGAUGGGUUGGACUAUCCAUUUUGUUAAUUUUUGGAGUGCUUUCUUUCUACACUGGAUUGCUCUUGCGUUACUGCCUCGAUAGUGAACCUGGCCUUGAAACGUACCCGGAUAUUGGCCAAGCUGCAUUCGGUACUGCAGGCCGAAUUGCUAUAUCAAUAAUACUAUACGUGGAAUUAUAUGCUUGCUGUGUUGAAUAUAUAAUUUUGGAGAGUGAUAACUUGUCUUCAUUAUUUCCCAAUGCACAUUUAAGCGUGGGUGGUUUUUAUUUGAAUUCAUAUUAUUUGUUCGCGUUGAUGACUACCCUUGCUGUUCUUCCUACGGUUUGGCUCAGAGACCUGAGUGUUCUUAGUUAUAUAUCUGUUGGCGGCGUUAUUGCAUCAAUAUUGGUGGUCUUCUGCUUGUUUUGGGUUGGUAUGGUGGAUGAAGUUGGCUUUCACAGCAAAGGAACAACAUUAAACCUCGCUACUUUUCCUGUUGCUAUUGGUCUCUAUGGUUACUGCUACUCGGGACACGCUGUAUUCCCAAACAUCUACACUUCAAUGGCCAAACCAAACCAAUAUCCAUCAGUCCUCUUAUUAUGUUUUAUUAUCUGUACCUUGAUGUAUGCCGGAGUCGCUGUUAUGGGGUACACGAUGUUUGGAGAAUCAACAAUGUCACAGUUCACUCUCAACAUGCCUAAGGACUUGGUUGCCUCAAAAAUUGCUGUUUGGACUACAGUGGUUAAUCCAUUUACCAAAUAUGCAUUAACCAUGUCUCCAGUGGCAUUGAGUCUGGAGGAAUUGAUACCGUCAACUCAUCUCAAGUCUAACAUCUAUGCUAUCUGCAUUAGAACCGCAUUAGUGAUCUCUACCUUGUUUGUCGGCCUCAGUGUCCCCUUCUUCGGUCUGGUGAUGUCCCUGAUCGGAUCGUUACUGACAAUGCUUGUGACGUUAAUACUUCCUUGCGCUUGUUUUCUAAGCAUCUUGAGGGGCAAAACUACCCGGGUUCAGGUUACACUUUGUAUUAUAAUUAUUGUAGUAGGGGUUAUAUCGUCGGUGAUCGGAACAUAUUCAGCUCUUUCCAAAAUUAUCGAGAGCUUGAGGAGCUGAAAAAUGAUGAGCAAGUUUUUCCAGCAAUGAGAAUACAUUUUACUUGUGUAGAAUAAUAGCUUGUGAUGAGUAUCUAUCUUUUCUAUUGUUCUCAAUUUUGGACUUUGUAUUUACACUCUGAUGGUGGAGGUUCCAUAUGCACUAAAUGGAAUAAAUAAAACCAUAAUUCUUAAAUC
This is a messenger RNA of Pistacia vera, 2638 nucleotides long. Its product is annotated as amino acid transporter AVT1C-like. The record is from RefSeq and is a predicted model, not a curated record. The transcript has 12 exons. The coding region runs from base 798 to 2462 and encodes 554 amino acids. Gene Ontology annotation, cellular component: plasma membrane. Lineage: Eukaryota; Viridiplantae; Streptophyta; Magnoliopsida; Sapindales; Anacardiaceae.